AUGGGGAGUUACAUUUUCAGUAACUUUCAUGACUAUUUUAUCACUUGGAGCGUGAGAGAGGAGAGUCAUUUGAGGUUUGAGAAUCUAAGACAAGACAAAUUAUCUAUUACAGAAUAUGAGGAUCAUUUUUACCAAUUGUCUAGGCAUGAUUUGGCCAUUAUUCCAGACGAGACAGAGAGGAUCCGUAGAUUUGUGAGGGGGCUGACUUUCUCUAUCAGAUUGGCUGUGUUUAGGGCAUCUCGAGAAGGGGUUUCCUUUCAGUCCAUUGUGAGCGCCGCCAAAGAGGUAAAAUUGAAGGAGAGAGAGGAGUUUGGGGACCCUAAGAGGGCCUGUACAUUAGGUCAGUUUUAUGGUGCCUCAUGUGGAGGCAGGGGAUCACAUAUAGGGGAUCGUACGGUUCAUAGCAGUGACCCACAGGGCGAGGCAAUUAUUGUGGGUUUUCAGGAUCCGCACAGCAGUUCCCGAGGUAGAGGUCGAGGCAGAGUUCAGUCAGGUAGAAGUAGUAGAGCUUCUAGUAGCGGUUGUGUAGCUCAGCAGAGUGGGGGUAAAGGUACCACUCAAGCUGGAGGUGGCAUAGGGGCCCACUGUUAUACUUUAGCAAGGAGAUCCGAGGCGAAGACUUUUGAUGCUAUUAUUAUAGGUAUCAUCCCAGUAUGUCAUCGAUCUGCAUCUUUAUUGUUUGAUCCGGGGUCUACUUUCUCUUAUGUGUCUACAUAUUUUGCUGUUGAAUUUGAUAUGAUAUGUGAUAGCAUGCUUGUACCUAUUCACGUUUCUACACCCGUGGGUGAGCCCUUAGUGGUGGAUCGAGUUUAUCGAUCCUGUCUUGUUUCUUUGGUGGGGUGUUCCUCCUAUAGGGAUAUUGAUUUUGCUAUUGAGUUGGAGUCGGCAACUAAGUCCAUUUUUGUUCCUCCCUACCGUAUGGCUCCAACAAAGUUGAAGGAUCAAUUGCAGGAUUUAUUGAUGAAGAAUAAGUAUCCUCUUCUACGUAUCGAUGACUUAUGUGAUCUGGUACAAGGAGCAUCAUUGUUCUCUAAGAUUUAUUUGAGGUCCGAAUAUCAUCGGUUGAAGAUUAGGGCAUCAGAUAUCCUUAAGACAUCUUUUCAGACUCGAUAUGGGCAUUAUGAGUUUCUAGUGAUGUCCUUUGGGUUGACUAACGCCCCUGCAACAUUUGUGGAGUUGAUAAACGGGGUGCUUCGACCAUAUCUUGAUUCUUUUGUGAUUGUCUUCAUUGGUGAUAUUUUGGUUUACUCUAAGACUGAGGAGGAUCAUGUUCGACACUUGAGGAUUGUACUUCAGAGGUUGAGGGAAGAGAAGUUGUAUGACAAGUUCUCAAAGUGCGAGUUUUGGCUUAAUUAUGUGGCAUUAUUGCGAAACGUGGUGUCCAAAGAGGGUAUUAAAGUAGAUUUGGUCAAGAUUGAGGCAAUUAGAGCUCCAUUGAGUAGAUUGACUCGACAGGGUGUGGGUUUCCAGUUGUCUGAUGACCAUGAGGAGAGCUUUCAAAAGAUCAAGACCUUGUUAACUUUGGUCCCUGUGUUAACUCUACUAGAGAAGUGUGUGGACUUUACUGUACAUUGUGAUGCUUCAGAAGUCGGUUUGGGUGGUGUAUUCAUGCAGAAGGGGAAGGUGAUUUCUUAUGCUUCUAGGAAGUUGAAGACAUAUGAGAAGAUCUACCCUACUCAUGAUUUGGAGUUGGCGGUUGUGGUCUUUAUUUCAGAGGAAAGUGAUGAGAUGAUUACUUUUAUUGAGGCUCGGUCUUCUUUAGUCGAGCUGAUCCGUGAGCACCAAUUUGAUGAUAAGAAGUUAUGUCUUAUUCGAGACAAAGUGUUGAGCGGGGAAGCCAAGGAGGGUGUCUUUGAUUUUUGGUGGUGUCUUGAGGAUCGGAGGCAGGAUUUGAAUGCCUAA
Molecule: messenger RNA, 1902 nt
Organism: Solanum tuberosum (potato)
Lineage: Eukaryota; Viridiplantae; Streptophyta; Magnoliopsida; Solanales; Solanaceae
Exons: 7
Coding region: 1-1902 (633 amino acids)
Source: RefSeq, a predicted model, not a curated record